Molecule: messenger RNA, 5628 nt
Organism: Thamnophis sirtalis
Lineage: Eukaryota; Metazoa; Chordata; Lepidosauria; Squamata; Natricidae
Gene: ADCY3
Product: adenylate cyclase 3
Biological process (GO): adenylate cyclase-activating G protein-coupled receptor signaling pathway; cAMP biosynthetic process; intracellular signal transduction
Cellular component (GO): plasma membrane
Molecular function (GO): adenylate cyclase activity
Source: RefSeq, a predicted model, not a curated record
GAGGCGGCGCGGUUCCCGGAGCGAUCCUUUUUCGCGGGCCGGGAGGAUCCGACGUCGAAGCCUGGCAAAGGACUACCGAACCUCCCGAGGAGAGCGGCCGAGGUCUGACGGGGAGCUCGCGCGAUCCGCCCCGCUUUUGCGUCCUCAGAGCGAGCCUGGAAGCGACCGCCAACUCGGGCAGCGGCGCCCUUCCCAGAGCAGCCCCACUUGGGCUGUUGAGCGCCGGGAAAGCAAAAAGGCGCCUUCCUCUUUCGCCGGGUUCCUGGUUAGGAGAGAUCUCCGAGAGAGAGAGAGAGAGGGAGAGAGAUGCCUCUUGGCUUUGAAUCUUCUUCUCCCACUCCGGACCUUCUUGGGGGCAGAAGUCCGGCGAUUCCCGACCGUCCAUCAUCAUCGGUCCUUGGAAGAUUCUCCGUCUUGCCUUGUGCCGCGUGACGUUUUUCGGAAGGCGAGAGGAAGCCAACUCCCAGCCCUCAGUAGCUCGGCAUUUUGACACGUGUGGGUGUUUGUUUGGCACUUUUUUUGAGUUCCUCCCAUCCCCACCGCCGCCACCCUCCGUCUCCUUCGUCGUUCGCGAAGAGGCCUUGCUUUGCUCCUCCUUUUUCUUUGGCUGCAGCUCAGGGAGGAGACCUUAAAAAAAUAUAUAUCUCCCUUUUGUGCAGGGACACACGCAAACCCUCGCAGGCGCAGCAGCAAGAACGCGGGUACGUCCACAGUGGCAGAAAUAACCAACCGCACACCUUGGUGGGGGGCAGCAAGACAGAGAAAGCUGAUCCUAGAGCCCAGGUCCCAAACCUGAGCUACAGAUGAAUCCAGCGCCUGGGUGUGAGAUGAAUGGAUACAGAAGACUGAGGAAGGGGCAUAACUGAGCUGGACCUCUCGGCUGAAAAGAAAACCCGGGUUUCUUCUGAAAAGAUGGUGGCUUUAUUUGGGCUGGGUUGCUGCUGAAGAGGCUUUAUUUCCCCCUUUGUCAAGCUCUCCAUCUCAAAGUGGCAGCCAGGAAGAGACUGUAAGAAGGAAGACUCUUGGCAGAGUUGGUUCCCAUCUUUGUCAUUCCCUCUCUGUGUGGGAGAAAGCUGAAUCUGGCACAUAAGCUUAAGACAACAUUUCAAUGGGGCCUGAUCCAAAGAUUUCAACCAACCUACUUCUGCAGACACCACUGAGAAAACUGUCAGGGGCUGUCAUGUGUUGGGAAGAUGACAACUUGAAAAUUGAUACUGGAAGAAGCCACUGAAUACCUGCUUCUAAAGCUUCCAUGCCUUCUGGGUUACUGGGAGCUGAACUGUCGCUGAGGUAACUUUUGCCUUCUAGGCAGAUUCUCUUCACAAAGUAUCUAAGGAUUGGGUAGUGGAAGCCAGCAGGAUGCCUCGGAAUAGGGCAUUCUCGGAGCCUGAAUACUCAGUAGAGUAUUCGGCAGACUAUUCAGUCAGCUUGCCUUCUGACCCUGAGCAUGGGGUUGGCCGGACCCAUGAGGUGACGGUGAGGAACUCAGGUUCUUGCCUCUGUCUGCCCCGUUUUAUGCGACUCACGUUUGCUCCUGAGUCCCUGGAAAACCUCUACCAGACCUACUUCCGGAGGCAGCGUCAUGAGACUUUGCUGGUCCUGGUGGUCUUUGCAGCCCUCUUUGAUUGCUACGUUAUCAUCAUGUGCACAGUGGUGUACACGUCAGAGAAGCUGGCACCAACUGUGGCAGCAUCAGUUGGCCUGGCUGCCCAGAUCCUCCUCUUUAUCCUAUGCAAGUAUCAACUCCUGCCUGAUCGUGUCACCCGGAAAUUCAUGCCAUACAUUCUGUGGAUACUGAUAGCUGCUCAGAUAUUCUGCUACUUGGGCUUGAAUUUUGCCUGCAACCACGAGGCCAGUGACACAGUUGGAUGGCAGGCCUUUUUCGUCUUCUCCUUCUUCAUCACCCUGCCCUUGCAUCUCAUGCCCAUUGUUCUUAUCUCAGCCAUUUCUUGUGGCAUCCACACGCUUGUGUUAGGAGUCACCAUUGCACAGCAGAAGCAGCAGCAGCUGGAGUCCAUCUAUGGAAUCACCUUGCUGUGGCAGAUCUUAUCCAAUGUUGCCAUCUAUCUGUGCACCAUCUGUGUGGGUAUCAUGUCUUACUACAUGGCAGACCGCAAGCACCGGAAAGCCUUCCUAGAAGCUCGGCAAUCUCUGGAAGUCAAGCUCAAUCUUGAGGAACAAAGUCAGCAGCAGGAAAGUUUGAUGCUUUCAAUUUUGCCCAGACAUGUAGCAGAUGAAAUGCUGAAGGAUAUGAAGAAAGAUGCAAGCCAAAAAGAAUUGCAGCAGUUCAAUACCAUGUAUAUGUACCGCCAUGAAAAUGUCAGUGUCCUUUUUGCUGACAUCGUAGGUUUCACGCAGCUGUCAUCCACAUGCAGUGCCCAAGAAUUGGUGAAACUUUUGAACGAACUCUUUGCUCGAUUUGAUAAACUAGCAGCUAAAUACCAUCAACUGCGUAUCAAGAUUCUGGGUGACUGCUACUACUGUAUCUGUGGAUUGCCAGAUUACCGUGAGGACCAUGCUGUUUGCUCAAUCAUGAUGGGUCUUGCUAUGGUGGAAGCUAUUUCCUAUGUACGAGAGAAGACCAAAACCGAUGUGGACAUGCGUGUGGGAGUGCACAGCGGCGCUGUCCUUGGUGGAGUCCUAGGGCAGAAACGUUGGCAGUAUGAUGUAUGGUCUACGGAUGUAACUGUAGCCAACAAGAUGGAAGCAGGAGGCAUCCCUGGGCGUGUACACAUUUCUCAGAGUACCAUGAACUGCUUAAAAGGAGAAUUUGAGGUGGAACCAGGAGAUGGUGGUUCACGGUGUGAAUAUCUAAAGGAAAAGGGGAUUACCACCUACCUCAUAAUAACCCCGAAGCAGGCACUCAAGAAUGGGAUCAAUGGGGUGAAGUUAUCCGUCUCAUCCUCCCAUGGGAACUCACCUCAAUUGAUCAACACCAAAGAAUGCAAUGGGAGCAUUAAUACAACCUGCACAACCCCAGAUGAGGCAGAAGAAUCGGACACUAGGGUAGUGAAUCCUUCCUUUCCCAACCCUCGAAGGCGUCUUCGCUUACGGGACUUAGCAGAGAGAGUGGUGGAUGCUUCAGAAAAUGAGCAGGAACUCAAUAAAUUGCUUAAUGAGGCCUUGCUGGAGAGAGAAUCUGUCCAGGCGCUAAAAGGCAAGUCUACCUAUCGCCUAACCAUGCGUUUCAUUGAUCCUGAGAUGGAGACACGUUACUCUGUGGAAAAAGAGAAGCAGAGUGGGGCUGCCUUCAGCUGUUCAUGUGUGGUCCUCUUCUUUACUGCUGUGGUGGAGAUCUUCAUUGAUCCACGGCUGGUAGCAAAUUAUGUGACAUUUGUUGUUGGUGAAAUCCUUCUGCUGAUCUUGACUCUGUGUUCACUUGCUGCCAUCUUUCCCAGGGUUUUCCCUAAAAAGCUUGUGUCUUUUUCCACAUGGAUUGACAGAACCCGUUGGGCCAGGAACACCUGGGCCAUGUCUGCCAUUUUCAUCCUAACCAUGGCUGACAUUGUAGAUAUGCUCAGCUGCCAGCAGUAUUACACCACUGUCAAUGGUACAGUUCCAGCACUGCUUCCGAGUGGUUGUGUGGAGAAUCCCAAAUACUACAGCUACAUAGCAGUGUUGGCACUGAUUGCAACUAUAAUGCUGGUGCAAGUCAGCCACAUGGUCAAACUCACUCUGAUGGUGACAAUCACAGGGGCAGUGGGAGUGGUCAACAUUCUGGCCUGGCAACAGAUCUUUGACGAAUAUGAUCAGGAGCGAUUCCAGGAGAACAUGAUCUCACUAGUUCCAUCAAAAUAUUCCAUGACAGUGAUGAUCUUGGUCAUGAUGCUCAGUUUCUACUAUUUCUCACGCCAUGUAGAAAAGUUGGCUAGGGUUUUAUUCUUAUGGAAGAUUGAUGUUCAUAACCAGAAGGAGCGUGUGUAUGAGAUGCGGCGGUGGAAUGAGGCUCUUGUCACCAACAUGCUGCCAGAGCAUGUGGCACGCCAUUUUCUUGGCUCCAAGAAACGAGAUGAGGAGCUGUAUAGUCAGUCUUAUGAUGAAAUUGGUGUUAUGUUUGCCUCUAUCCCCAACUUUGCCGACUUCUAUACAGAGGAAAGUAUAAAUAAUGGUGGGAUUGAGUGCCUUCGCUUCCUCAAUGAAAUAAUCUCAGAUUUUGAUGCGCUCCUGGAUGAUCCCCAGUUCCGAUGCAUCACUAAAAUCAAAACCAUUGGCAGUACAUACAUGGCAGCUUCUGGUGUGACACCUGAUGUCAACAGCAAUGGUUACAACACUGUUAAGAAGGAAGAUCUUUCAGAAAAGGAGCGUUGGCAACAUUUGGCAGAUCUUGCAGACUUUGCCUUAGCCAUGAAAGAGACCUUGAUGAACAUUAACUAUCAGUCCUUCAAUAACUUCAUGCUGCGAAUAGGCAUGAAUAAAGGAGCAGUGCUAGCAGGGGUGAUUGGUGCCCGUAAACCUCACUAUGAUAUUUGGGGGAACACGGUGAAUGUGGCAAGCCGGAUGGAGUCCACAGGUGUCAUGGGAAAUAUACAGGUGGUGGAGGAAACUCACUUUAUCCUGAAAGAGUAUGGCUUCCGCUUUGUGCGUCGAGGGCACAUUUUUGUCAAAGGCAAAGGUGACUUGCUGACAUAUUUUAUGAAAGGACGUGAGAAGCAAGAUUCCUUUAUCAAUGGUUCAUGUGUGACUUUGCCUCAUCAGGUGGUUGACAGUUCUUGAAAUUCUCACCCUACAUGCAGAUAGCAGAAAAAAAGCAGGUACCUCUGUAAUGCCCAAAGACAAACUGCUUUCAGCACUUGCUGCUCUGGAUGGGAGAUUGAUAUAAACACCACUGAUAGAUUUACAGGAAAUCACCCCUUUGCUUGUUCCUUUCUUCUUGAACAUUUAUUAUUUGUAAAGGGGCUCCCUGGCCAUCAGUUUGCAUUUGUCUCUUGAUAUAGAAAGGGCAGUAGAAAGGAGGCUUUGAUAGGAAGAGCUCUGCCUUUUGCACAAACACGUGGCUUCUUGCACAUUCAAGCCUGGAGGUAGUAGAAUUCUCACUGCAGCCUUGCUUGGCUAGAUCACUUUGAUUGCAUUCUCUUUUUAGUUCAAAUGUGCAGUGGUUUUGAUUUUCCAUUGAUCCAAGCUCUGCAUAAACUUCUCUGUAAAAAUAAAUGCAAGUUCAGAGUGGGUACGACAAAUGGGCAGAUGAACUGGGAACACGGCAUAAAGUUCACACCUGGCCCACUUGGUUCAAAUGGAGUUAAUAAUUGUCUCAAAACAGGCACAUAGCAGAAAGGAAAAAAAGAACAUGUGGAAUCUUUCCUUUCACUGUGAUAAGAUGCUCUAUUUUGGAGAGGGAAAGGGAAAGAGAUCAUUCAAGUAUAUGGAUGGUAAUAUAAAUAUAUAUAUAUAUAUGAUAAUAUAUAUGAGAACAGAUAUCUUUAUAUUUUUAAUGCAUCUUAAUUGUGAAAGUAAGGUGCCUCUUUCAGGUGGUGCCUUCCUUCUUUUUCUGCCCUCAUCUUUGCUGAUGCUUUAAAAGGAAGAGAUUUAUACAGCCUGAACCGAGGCUGUUUUAUUAAAAGCCUUCAUCUGAUCGUUAUGUUGAAAUAAAAAUUAUGUAAUUUGUUUAGUUUCUCAAAUAGAUUCAGUUUG